CAUAUGAUUGUUUGACAAAUAGACGGUGGUGGAAUGACAUGGAGUUGGUGUUGAAGGCUAUCACACCAAUAUUUUUAGUACUUUGCUUCACUGAUCAGAAAAAGAAUGGAACUAUAUCUGGAUUCCUUCCGAAGAUGCUAAAUGCAUUAGAUGAAAUACGUGCUAAAUUAGGUCAUAAACCAAAUCUCCUAGAGAGGUUGACAGAAGUAAUCAACAGGAGACUUAAAUAUCUUGUCAAUGAAACUCUCAUGCUUGCAACUGCUGCACUUGAUCCAGAAGCCCUGUACAGGACAAAAUUUGCACAAAAGCCAAGUUCUAGAUUUGCUAUAACAUUGGUAUUAAAGAAGAUCGCAGGAUCACCUUCGAAGGCAGCGGUGUAG
This is a messenger RNA of Phragmites australis (common reed), 380 nucleotides long. RefSeq lists its product as uncharacterized. The transcript is spliced from 3 exons. The coding region runs from base 39 to 380 and encodes 113 amino acids. The record is from RefSeq and is a predicted model, not a curated record. Lineage: Eukaryota; Viridiplantae; Streptophyta; Magnoliopsida; Poales; Poaceae.